Molecule: messenger RNA, 3288 nt
Organism: Dioscorea cayenensis subsp. rotundata (Guinea yam)
Lineage: Eukaryota; Viridiplantae; Streptophyta; Magnoliopsida; Dioscoreales; Dioscoreaceae
Product: FT-interacting protein 4-like
Exons: 1
Coding region: 117-2975 (952 amino acids)
Source: RefSeq, a predicted model, not a curated record
CCUCCACCCUCCACCCCAUCCCUGCAAUCAAACCCAAAAAAAACACAAAGAAAUUAAAAAAUAAUAAUAAAAAAAGAAAAAAAAGAAAAAAGAAAACAAGAAAUCAAGAGAAGAGAAUGAAGCUAGCUGUGAAUGUAAUAGAAGCAAGUGAUCUCAUGCCCAAAGACAAGCACGGCUCAUCAAGCCCCUUCGUCGAAGUAUACUUCGAUAACCAGCACCACCGCACUCAAACCAUCCCCAAAAACCUCAACCCAUCUUGGCAAGAGACCCUUCUCUUCAACAUCUCCGACCCUUCCAACCUCUCCAACCACUCCAUCGACGUCUCCGUCCACCACCACGGCCACCACCGCGACUACUUCUUAGGCCGUGUCCGCAUCUCCGCAAGCUCCAUCUCCCCCUCCCUCUCCUCCACCAACGCUCCUGUCCUCCGCUACCCACUCGAAAAGCGCGGCCUUUUCUCUCACAUCCGCGGCGACAUUGCUCUCCGUCUCUACGUUCUUGCAGCUGAUCAUGAAACUAAAUUUGAAGAAGGAGAUGGUGGAGCUCCAAAGGUGAAGGAACAGAGAGUUUUCUAUUCAGUUGGGAGAGAAGAGCAACGUCAACAUGGCAAUGGCAAGCAAGUAGAACAACAUGGAGUCACAGUGAUGCGAAUGCAAGCACCCAUGGCUCGGCCACAGGCCGAGUUCGGUCUCGUUGAGACACGACCACCACUCGCUGCUAGACUUGGGUACCACGGCCGGGAUAAGAUAGCAAGCACGUAUGAUCUUGUUGAACAGAUGCAUUACCUCUACGUGAAUGUAGUGAAGGCGCGUGAUCUCCCGGCCAUGGAUAUUACUGGGAGUCUUGACCCUUAUGUUGAAGUGAAGCUUGGAAACUAUAAAGGCAUUACUAAACAUAUUGAGAAGAACCAGAGUCCUGUGUGGCAUCAAGUGUUUGCUUUCUCUAAAGAGAGACUUCAAGCUGAUAAAGUUGAGGUUUUGGUUAAGGAUAAGGAUGUUGGGAAGGAUGACUUUGUUGGGAGAGUUGUGUUUGAUCUCAAUGAAGUUCCAAUGCGUGUGCCGCCGGAUAGUCCAUUGGCGCCACAGUGGUAUAGGUUGGAGGAUAGAGCUGGGGAUCAUAAGAGGAACAGAGGUGAGAUUAUGCUUGCUGUUUGGAUGGGUACUCAGGCUGAUGAAGCUUUCCCUGAUGCUUGGCACUCGGAUGCACACUCUAUUAGUUUGGAUGGCCUUGCGCACACGCGCUCCAAAGUGUACUUCUCGCCCAAGCUCUAUUACCUUCGUGUUUUAGCCAUUGAGGCUCAAGACUUGGUGCCUUUUGAUAAGGGUCGUGUUCCUGAUGUUUGUUUGAGAAUUCAGCUCGGUAACCAGCUUCGCCGCACUCGGCCGGCCUCGACCGGGCGCUCACUCAACCCGGCCUGGAACGAGGAGUUCUUGUUUGUUGUUGCCGAGCCGUUUGAUGAACCGAUUGUGUUCACGGUCGAAGACCAUGUUGGCCCGAACAAGGAUGAGCCACUCGGCCGCCUUGUUCUGCCUGUGCAUGCGGCUGCUCCGCGUACUGAUAAGCUCGUGGACACUAAAUGGUUCAAUCUUGUUAAAUCAUCAUCAGGUGAUGCUGAAAAAGAAACUAAAUUUUCCAGCAAGAUUCAUCUCCGGCUAUCUCUCGACAUCGGGUAUCAUGUGCUUGAUGAAUCAACACAUUACAGCAGUGAUCUUCAACCUUCUUCAAGGUUCUUGAGAAAACCCAGCAUUGGCAUGUUAGAGCUAGGCAUUCUCAGUGCCAAGAACCUCAUGCCAAUGAAAUCCAAAGAUGAGCUUCUCACUGAUGCAUAUUGUGUCGUUAAGUACGGCCCCAAAUGGGUUCGCACUCGCACAAUCCUCAACUCGCUUGCACCGCGCUGGAAUGAGCAGUACACUUGGGAAGUGUUCGACCCGUGCACGGUCAUCACCGUUGCGGUGUUCGACAAUUGCCAUGUUCAUGGUAGCAACAAUGCUAAGGAUCAAAGGAUUGGCAAAGUUAGAAUUCGUCUUUCCACCUUGGAAACUGACCGAAUUUACACACAUUACUAUCCCCUGCUCGUCCUCCAACCCUCUGGCCUUAAGAAGACUGGAGAACUUCACAUGGCCGUGCGCUUCACUUGCACUGCUUGGGUGAACAUGGUGACUCUCUAUUCGAAACCUUUGCUUCCUAAGAUGCAUUACCUCCAACCGAUACCGGUUCUUCAAGCAGACUAUCUCCGGCACAAUGCUAUGCAAAUUGUCGCGGCAAGACUAGCUAGAGCAGAGCCACCGUUGCAAAGAGAGUCUGUUGAGUACAUGCUUGAUGUUGAUUCUCAUAUGUGGAGUUUGAGGAGAAGCAAGGCAAAUUUCUAUAGGAUAACAUCUUUGCUCUCUGGUUUUGCGGCAAUUGGCAAGUGGUUUGAUGCCCUUCGGUAUUGGAAGAACCCCAUGACGACAAUUCUUGUUCAUAUAUUGUUCUUGAUACUUGUUUGCUAUCCGGAGCUGAUACUCCCAACCAUCUUUCUCUACUUAUUCAUGAUCGGCAUUUGGAAUUAUCGAUACAGGCCACGCCACCCGCCUCACAUGGACACAAAGCUCUCGCACGCUGAAUGGACAAACCUGGAUGAGCUAGACGAAGAGUUCGAUACAUUUCCGACCAGUAGAAAUCCCGAUAUAGUUCGAGCAAGGUAUGAUAGGUUGAGGAGUGUUGCCGGAAGGGUGCAGACAGUGGUGGGGGAUAUGGCUACACAGGGUGAGAGGGCACAAGCAUUGUUAAGUUGGCGAGAUCCAAGAGCAACAGGGAUAUUCAUAAUGGUUGCAUUGGCUUGUGCUUUGUUCCUCUAUGUGGCACCAUUUCAGAUUGUUGCAAUGCUUGCAGGGUUGUAUCUAUUGCGUCACCCCAAGUUUAGGACCAAAAUGCCUUCAGUGCCUUUCAAUUUCUACAGGAGAUUGCCAGCCAAGUCUGAUAUGCUUCUCUGAGCUAUAUGAAAUUACUACUUGUUUAUAGUCAAUCUGCAUUAUAAGUAUUCAAGUUUUGAUAGAUGAUGCAUGUGUAUUUGGGAAUAGUAUGGUGGGGUGUGUGGGUGUGUGAUUCUGGAGUUUUUGGAGAGUUGAUUGAGUAGAGUUUCUUCUGAGUCUAUUCCACUUGAUAAAUCCAUGAUAUGAAUGGAAUUGCAAACUAUAGAAAACCCUGAAUUUUCUGGAAAAACAGUGUCUUUGUAUUAUGCCAUGGAUUUGGUCAGUGGUGUGGAUUUUGCUAUACAAUAAGGGAUGAGGUAAGGGAAAGCUAUAA